Austrofundulus limnaeus is the source of this 3468-nucleotide messenger RNA. RefSeq names its product ataxin 1b (gene atxn1b). Lineage: Eukaryota; Metazoa; Chordata; Actinopteri; Cyprinodontiformes; Rivulidae. The transcript is spliced from 4 exons. Gene Ontology annotation, cellular component: nucleus. Bases 843 to 3257 code for a protein of 804 amino acids. Gene Ontology annotation, biological process: negative regulation of transcription by RNA polymerase II; nervous system development. The record is from RefSeq and is a predicted model, not a curated record. Gene Ontology annotation, molecular function: protein binding; RNA binding.
CGAGAGAAAACUGGAGGGAGGGGGAAAGGAAGGGAGGCAGAAACACAGAGAGAGAGAGAGGAGACCGAAAAGCAACCAGGCAGAGAGGGAGCUGGCGGACCGGUGGCCUUGCAUAACACACAUUUGGAGCAGCUUUGCACACAGGACUUGGUGAGAUCUCUCACCAGGAGGGAACUUCCCUUUCUCGCUCUUGUUGCAGGGACGGUGCAGCCUCGAAAACGGGAAUCCACAGAGAGCUCGGAGCAGCUUCUCAGAGCAGAUAACCAGGUUUGGAGAGCGGCACAAAGGAGAGAUUCAGGAACAGGAGUCCGAGGACUCCGACGCUCACUGACAGGGAGGAAAGGAUCCUGGGCUGUGCUCUGCAAGCAGUGGCUGUGGAGAGACUGGUCUGCACCUCGCGGUGUGUUUCCUCUUCCCUCCCCGUCGUUCUCCUCUCUUUUGUUGCUGUUCCUCCAUCUCUGCUGCUCUCCUCCUUUGUUGCGUUUGCUGAGUCCACCCUGCUGUAAACUGAGCAGAGGUUCUCGCUGCUUUCCGAUGCAGUGACCUUGUCGAAACCAUCGUCGGAGGGAGAUAUGUCCAAAUGCUAAAAACGAACCAAGAUUCCUGUCAACGUAGUGCAAGAGCUGGACUGGUCAGAAAUGAUUCCUCAUGAAGUUUAUGGAGCUGAUUUUGUGAGCUGGAAUGACUCCACGUUCUCCGGUGUGAGUGCUGGUCCUGUCCGCCAGUAACUUCAGAGAGUCAGAACCGCAGGGAGCACUCACCAGGGCGUGGAUCUGAGUGUGAACGUGGUCUCGGAGGAGCCUAAAAGUAGCCCGGGGGAGUGUUAGGACCACGGCGACAUUAUGAAGGCCAGUCAAGAGCGAAGCAAUGGAUGCCUGCCUCCAAAGAAACGUGAGAUCCUGGCACUGGAGCAGAGGCCUGUGGCGGUGGCUGCAGCGGCGCCUCCUGCUGCGGUGCCUACAGACAACCCCCACACAGAAAACCUAGCGUGGCUGGCUAGCGUGGCCAGUGAACGCUGCAGGUCCAGGGAGGCGGAGAGUCCGAGGUGUCCCGUCCCCUCCACCACGUCUUCGCCUUCCACGUCGAUCCCGUCCCCGGCCACCCCGCUAUCCGCCGUGCCCCUGGCGUCUCUGCCUGCCGUGUACCCRGCUGCCCUUCCCCAGCAAGCUGGAACAAUCCAGUUCGCUCAGCUCGGACCCAACGUGCAGUUCAUAAGUUCUGGUCCGUACGCCGGGUACAUCUCCUCCCACAUCAUCCCAACUAAUGCUAGCUCUGCACCUAGCAGCGCUGCUAUAUUAGGACAGCGUCCUCAGACUGAUUACACCGCCGCCCUCGUGUCCCCCAAUGCCAAAGGGGAGUUUCAGAUAGGCCUCUCCCCCACGGAUCUCACUCCCGUGUCGCUUUCUGGUUCACCUCAUGUCCCCAACCAGUACAUCCACCUGGACAGCAGAGCGCCUUUAACCGUCAGCAGGAACGCGGUGACGUCGCCCACGGCCCACCUGCAGCUCCACCCGCACGCCGCCGUCCUCCCUCAGACGCUCACGCUCGCCCCGUCGCAGCUCGUGGUCCAGUAUGCCGACGGCUCGGCCAGGAGGAAGGCGGAGGGGCACGCUAAGGGUGUGAUGAACGGGGAACUGGAGGUGGUCAAGCAGGCGAAAGCCUCCAGCCAUCAGCCGGUCCAGAGCUACGAAACCAGACACAUCCUCCUGCCCGCCGACUACGGACAGAACCCUACAGGGCUCCAGACCUCCCUGCUUCUUGUAGCCCAGCCCAACCAYGGAGCUGAGCACGAAGCGGGCUCAAAUAAGAUCUCUUUAGUCCAGACUGAGAAAGGAAGCCUCUGUUUGGGGAAACCAGUAUCCAGGGGCUCUUCUUUCUCCUCCGUUUCCUCCUCAGAGGUGGUGAAGUCUGUUGCUCCUCACGCCGUCAUCCAGACCUCUCUACCCCCCGAGGAGCUGCCGACCAGCCUCUACUCCUCCGCACAGCCCCCCAUCAUCGGCUACAUCACCAGUGGAAACCAGCACACCGUCAGCUACCACGCAGCUCUGCCGCAGCACCUGGUCAUCCCGAGCGGCCAGUCCCUCCUCAUCCCUGUCAGCGGCGCCAACAACGGCACGGAAAUCGAGGUUAGCCGUGCGGUCAGCACCCUGACCGCCACCACCACCCCUCAAAUAUCCACCGCCAUGCCCCACGCCUACCUGGCCACGGCACUGUCCAAGUGCGAGGCGCUCGGACCGGAUGGACACCAACCACCCUCUGCUCUGGUGCAGGCCGCCGCGUUGCCAGCGCCGCCCUCGAACCCCGCUCCCACCGCCGCGGCGGCGGCAGCUCCCUCCCGAGCUCCCACUCCCGCCCCGCCAUCCGUCCAAGCCUCCCCCUCGGUCUCCUCCCCGCAGUCGCCCGUGGCUCUCCCUCCGUUCUUCAUGCGAGGCUCCAUCAUCCAGCUGGCCGACGGGGAGCUCAAGCGGGUCGAGGACCUGAAGACCGAGGACUUCAUCCAGAGCGCGGAGAUCAGCAGCGAGCUGAAGAUCGACUCCAGCACCGUGGAGCGCAUCGACAGUGGGCAGAGUCCCAACGCCGUGCUCAUUCAGUUCUCUGUGGGAGAGCUCAAAGCUCAGGUGUGCGUGGAGGUGUUGGUGGAGUAUCCCUUCUUCGUUUUCGGCCAGGGCUGGUCGUCCUGCUGCCCCGAUCGGACCACCCAGCUGUUCGAGCUGUCCUGCGCCAAGCUGUGCGUGGGCGACGUGUGCGUGUCGCUGACCCUUCGCAGCUUGAGGAACGGUUCGCUCGCGGACAAGCCGAAGGCCGGCCACUUCAACGACUCCCCUCACAACGGAGAUCCGAAUGUGAGGAACGGUUCGAGCCCUCCCGGCGGCGGCGGCGGCGGCCAUCUUCUAACGAAGGCCUCCAGUGUGGACGUUGUGGACAGGCAGCAGGUUGCCGGUUCUGGACCAGCAGGGCAGCUACCAGCAGAACUAGAACCGGGACAAGCAGAGGGUGUCUACAGGACCCGAGCAGCGCCGGCGGUUCGGACUGCAAAAGUACGACAAGAAUCCAUCCAAACGGACCUCUCGAAACUCCAGUGCGUCGAUUCGGACAGACCUUCCAAUCGUAAGAGACGCUGGUCGGCGCCGGAGCGAGACCAGACCGAGAGAGGCGAGGAGGAGCCCCCCGUGACUCUGCCCAAACCCUCCUUCCUCCCGCAGGAGGUCAAAAUCAGCAUAGAGGGCCACUCCAGUGCUGGGAGCGAAAGAUUUUAAACAAAAAGGACUGGAUUGUUAAAAAAAACAACUUUUUUGAAUACUCGUGGUCCGGUUUGUGUUCAACCUCCUUCUUCUCAAUCAAUCAAGGCUACUGUAAAAUARAAUUUACACCAUUUUCUUUUGUCUGUGAUGAAGUCCAGAAGAGCACCUUGGUAAUGUGGGGUAACACACAGGAUCAGUGCAAUUAAAGCUGAAAGCUAAAACAAAA